Molecule: messenger RNA, 2002 nt
Organism: Crotalus tigris (Tiger rattlesnake)
Lineage: Eukaryota; Metazoa; Chordata; Lepidosauria; Squamata; Viperidae
Product: leucine-rich repeat-containing protein 3-like
Exons: 2
Coding region: 120-881 (253 amino acids)
Cellular component (GO): plasma membrane
Molecular function (GO): protein binding
Source: RefSeq, a predicted model, not a curated record
UCUGGGAGAAGAUCUGUGGGGUUCCUGCAUCCCUCAAAGGGGGGAAGCCAAGCAGAAGCUGCAGAGUUCUGGGCCUGCAAACCAGGAUCUCAUUGUUAUUUGUGAAGAACUCAGCAGAGAUGUCAGUGUUGUCUAUCUUCUUGUUCCUGAUCCAUGGCUUGCAUGGGCAUCAGUCAUGUCCUCGAAGGUGUGACUGCCCACCAGGAAAUGGUGUGGUAUGGUGCAGCUGGAGAAAUCUGAGGGUUAUCCCUUUUGACAGUCCUCAUGACACUCGAGUAUUGUACCUAGACUCUAACUGGAUUGUCCACAUAUCCACUGGGGCCUUCCGUGGCCUAAAACUCCUCCAUGAACUUCACCUUGCAGACAAUCUAAUCGAGAGCAUUUCUCCAGGAGCCUUCCAUGGCUUAGGGAACGUGCUGAGGCUCCUGGACCUUUCAGGAAACAAGCUACGGAAAAUAGACGCUGCUCCCUUCAUCAUGCUGACCUGGGUAAAGCUGGAACUCUACAACAAUCCCUGGCAUUGUGAUUGCUCCCUGCAGGAGCUGAUGAAGGCUCUUUCCUUAGGACCGGGGUGGGCAGAGGACAUUGUGUGCACCACCGCAACCUGGAAGGAGUAUGUUGGGAAGACUUUGCCCCAUCUGGUCAGUACUGGCGUCAAUUUCUGUGUCACUCAGCAGAGGAACACUGAUUUUGCAAUGCUGCUGACGAUGUUUGUCUGGUUUGCUGUUGUUAUUGCUUAUGUCAUCUAUUAUAUCCACCGCAACCAAGCCGAAUCCCGGCGUCACUUGGAAUACCUCAAAUCCCUGCCGGUUCCCAGCAGCUCAUUCCAACACGAGGAGAAAGAGGUGGAUGAAGGCAAUACACUCAGCACGAUCCUUUGACUGAGUAGACUCGCACACGUGCUGGGGGCGACACAAUACAGAACUGCUGUGGAAGCAGAUUUAAUCUGAUAAAGAGUUUGUCCCUCUAAAGAAACCUAGCUUUAAAUCUAGGGAACCAACAAAAAAAGAAUUGCUGCCUAAGACAAAGAACCAAUGUCGCCAUCCAACUGUAAUGGUAUACGGGGAAGAUCUUGGGAGUCUGGCCUCUGAGAUGCUGCCUAGGGACCAGUCACAUUAAAAGUCAGCGUAGCCCGCAGAUGGAUAAAUGGGUGGUGCAAGAGGCUCUGAAGGGAUCACCCCUAAUUUCUCAGGACAUAAAGGAGACAGUGGAGAAUUGUAUUUUCAGAUUCACAAGAUUGAUGUCAGCCUUACCAGGGAGACCAGACAAGAAACUUCAACCAGGUGAACUAAUUCUACUUUAUUUGCAAGUCUUUUUUUUUCCCCCUUCCGUUCAAUUUUGUCUGAUUCUCACAGGCUGCCUGGACAAUUUUCCUGGCAAAGUUUUUCAGAACAGGCUUACCAUUGUCCACUUUCUCGGACUUAAGAGAGAGUGGCUGGCCCAAGGUCACCCAGCUGGCUUUGUACCUCAGAUAGGACUAGAAUUCACAGUCUCCAGGUUUCUAGCAUGAUGCCUUAACCACUACAGCAAGCUGGUUUCAUUGUAAGGCUACAUCGACAUAAUCUAGUCAAUCAAUUUCUCCCAUAUGACAAUUUUAGCUACAAGAAUUACUCCAGUAUGAUUUUACUUGAUUUAGGACCUUCUCUCCUGAUAGGCUGGAAUGUUAUCUGGGUUAAACAUUGGGCUAAACUGGGUUUGGCUAAAGUUGCAACCCAUCAGAUAUUUUGGGUGUUUAUUUGGUAGUUUGCUCAUGUGUUACUUGCUAUUUUUUUUUUCUGAAUAAACUAGGAAUCUUUGCUCUAAAGAUAGGAAACUCACAUCUUAACCCACUAGCUUCCACUUUUCAAUGUGCACCAAUCUCACUGACAAGAUUCUUUUUCUCCUGGCUUCUCCAACAAAUAUCUGAUUGGUUAAAUCUGCUGAUUGGUUAAAUUAGCAGCAGCCUGAGAGGCAAGGAUUCCCUUCCCCAACUGUGGAUGCUCUUAAGAUCGCUGGAUCAAAG